This is a messenger RNA of Tilletiopsis washingtonensis, 1320 nucleotides long. RefSeq names its product mitochondrial carrier. The coding region runs from base 37 to 1074 and encodes 345 amino acids. The transcript is spliced from 8 exons. NCBI's taxonomy places the organism in Eukaryota, Fungi, Basidiomycota, Exobasidiomycetes, Entylomatales. The record is from RefSeq and is a predicted model, not a curated record.
UUUUCCCUUACCCCUUCAGCGCAUCUGUCGUUCAAGAUGGCGCAAGGCGCCACCAGCCUCGGCAUGGGCGAGACGUUUGCCGUCGGCAGUGUCGCCGCCAUGACGGCGGUGCUGAUCUCCAACCCGUCCGAAGUCGUCAAGACGCGCAUGCAGCUGCAGGGCGAGCUGCUGAGCAAGGGCACGGGCGCGCCGCGCCUGUACAAGGGCGCGCUCGACUGCUUCACAAAGACGCUGCGCGGCGAGGGCGUCAAGGGCGUGCAGCGCGGCCUGGGCGCCGCGCUCGGGUACCAGGUCUGCCUGAAUGGCUCGCGCCUCGGCUUCUACGAGCCGUUCCGCAAGAUGUACAACAACGCGCUGGGGCGCGACCCGGGCGAGGUGUAUGCGCCGGCUGCGCUGGCCGCUGGCGCCAGCUCGGGAGUGGUGGGCGCGGUCCUCGGCAAUCCCCUCUUCCUGGUCAAGGCGCGGCUGCAGGCCUACUCGCCGCAGCACCAAAUCGGGCGCUCCUCCUUCAACUACGCCGGCACGUGGGACGGCCUGCGCAGCAUUGUGCGCUCCGACGGAUGGGGCGGCCUGGCGCGCGGCGUCGACGCGGCGAUGCUGCGCACGGCGAUGGGCAGCUCGGUACAAUUACCAGCGUACAAUUGGUUCAAGUCCUACCUCGUCAAGCUCUCGCCCUCCAACACGUGGGAGUACAACCCGUUGCUCCUCAUCUCCGGGCAGCCAAACUCCUUCUGGACGUAUCUCGGCGCCUCGACGUUCUCGGGCCUCUGCGUCUGCACCGUCAUGCAGCCCGCCGACACGGCGCUCAGCCGCGUGUACAACCAGCCGACGCGCAUCGACUCGCGCGGACGCUCCGUGGGCACGCUUUACCGCGGUCCGAUUCACUGUCUCUACCUCACUGCCAAGACCGAGGGUCCAUUGGCGUGGUACAAGGGCACGACGGCGCACCUCGCGCGCAUCGCGCCACAUACCGUGCUCACGCUCAUGGCCAACGAGGCCUAUCUGCGCUACUACUCCAACUUCAAGGCCGGGCGCGACAUCUUUGCCGAGCCAGAGACCAUCACUUCACGAUGAGAAGAAGGGAGGGAGCGCGGCGCCGAGGCAGGGCGUGCUAUUACAUAUUAAGUGCAGAGGGGGACAGUGACGUGUGAAGCAGUAGGUGACGGGCGACGAGCUGGGAACACCGAGGAGCGGGCAGAGGAAGUGCGAGCUUUGGCGAGAGAAGAGGAUCAGAGCAGUGCUCACGGGGCGCGCCCAACGCCCAGCGCAGCGGCCUUGUCGAGCACCUCUGCCCACUCGCGUGCCGCAUCGGAGAGGAAC